GACCUGAGUAACAACGACCUGCAGGACUCAGGACUGAAGAAGCUGUGUGGUGGACUGAAGAGUCCAGACUGCAAACUGGAAACUCUCAGCCUGUCAGGAUGUCUGAUCACAGAGGAAGGCUGUGCUUCUCUGGCCUCAGCUCUGACCUCCAACCCCUCCCAUCUGAGAGAGCUGGACCUGAGAUACAACCAUCCAGGAGACUCAGGAGUGAAGCUGCUGAUGGCUGCACUGAAGGAU
Messenger RNA from Melanotaenia boesemani (Boeseman's rainbowfish), 237 nucleotides. RefSeq names its product ribonuclease inhibitor-like. Gene Ontology annotation, molecular function: protein binding. The transcript is spliced from 2 exons. NCBI's taxonomy places the organism in Eukaryota, Metazoa, Chordata, Actinopteri, Atheriniformes, Melanotaeniidae. The annotation marks the transcript as partial. The record is from RefSeq and is a predicted model, not a curated record.